UUUUUUUUUUUGGUCUUAUUUUAAAAUUUAUCUUUUUUUCUUUUGAAAUUAUUUUUUUCCCCACAUUUUUAUAUAUAAACUAUGCAUACAUUGUCUAAACCCAUUACGACCAUCUCAUGGUUUAGACGACAUAAGUUAUUUGGGACAAGUCUAUUUGCAGUUGUAAUAGUUAGUUUAUAUCAAACUCAAAAAUACUAUAGAAACGAGUUUAAUGGACAACGUCAAGAAACAAAAGAAAAAGAGAACUCUUUAUUUUUCCCUGUUAUGAAUAGCAAAAAUCAAAAAGUAGGCGUAAAUGAAGAAUUUAAAAGACAACUAAGUUUAAUAGCCAAGAUAAUAUUCCCUCAUUGGCGUACAAAAGAGGGAGGUCUUUUAGUGCUUCAUUCUAUCUUUCUUGUCUUAAGAACCUAUCUUAGUGUGGUAGUGGCUCGAUUAGAUGGUCGUAUUGUCAGAGACCUUGUAAAUGGACAUGGGAAAAGAUUUUUAAUAGGUCUUGUGUAUUGGUUUGCUAUUGCUAUCCCAGCUACUUACACAAAUAGCAUGAUUCGAUAUUUACAAUCCAAGUUAUCUAUUGGAUUUAGAACUCGAUUAACUAAGCAUAUUCAUGAUAUAUAUCUUGAUCAAGAAAAGACAUUUUAUAAAGUGAUUAAUUUGGAUAACCGUAUUCAGGGAGCAGAUCAAUUUAUUACCACUGAUAUUGCUAAAUUCUGUGAUACUUUGUCUUCUCUUUAUUCAAAUCUUGCAAAACCUAUAUUAGAUACUAUCAUAUUUAAUUAUCAACUUACAAAAUCAAUUGGUUUAGUAGGUAUGGUAGGUUUGUCUAUCAAUUAUAUCAUCACAGCCAGACUUUUACGUGCCGUGACACCUUCUUUUGGUAAAUUAGCUGCUAUUGAAGCCAAGUUAGAAGGCGAUUUUCGUGCUGCACAUUCACGUAUAAUUACAAAUGCAGAAGAAAUUGCAUUUUAUAAUGGUGCGGAACUCGAGCAUUCAAUUUUAAAUAAAGCUUAUCUAAAACUUAUCAAACAUAUCAAUUCUAUUUACAAGCUAAGAAUUAGUUAUAAUAUGUUUGAAGAUUUCUUAAUUAAAUAUGCAUGGAGCGCAUUUGGUUUAGUCAUGUGUGCCAUCCCUGUCUUCACACCUCAGCUAACGUCAACGUCAACGACGAUAACGCAAGGAGAUGAAAAUAUAAUGGUGGGUGCUCGAACAAAAGGAUUUAUCACGAAUAAACGGUUGAUGAUGUCCUUAGCAGAUGCAGGUGGACGUAUGAUGUAUUCAUAUAAGGAAUUAGCAGAAUUGGCAGGCUAUACCUCUCGUGUCUAUAACCUGAUCUCUGUCUUGCAUGCCUUGCACAAUAACCAAUUUGAUAAUGGGGAUGGUGUUGAAUCAAACAAGAAACCUUAUUAUACCUUAACCAAUAUCAAUGGUAGAGUUGUCAUUCAUGAUAGUAUUCAAUUUGAACAUGUACCUAUCGUUGCACCUGCUCCUGGUGGUCGAGUGGGUGAAGUACUUGUGAAUGACUUGAAUGUUCAAAUACACCCUGGUGAACAUUUGUUAGUAACAGGUCCUAAUGGUGUAGGUAAAACUGCUGUUGCUCGCAUUAUUGCUUCUUUAUGGCCUGUAUUUGAGGGCACUUUAACAAAACCUUCAGAUCAUGAUAUAUUUUAUAUUCCACAAAGACCUUAUUUAAGUCUUGGUACAUUAAGAGAUCAAAUCAUUUAUCCUCAUUCAAAAGAAGAUAUGAUAAAAGCAGGUCACUCAGAUAUGGAAUUAUUAGAGAUAUUAGAAAUUGUUCAUUUAGCUUAUAUUCCCGAUAGAGAAGGAGGAUUAGAAACCGUUAAAGAAUGGAAGGAUGUAUUUUCUGGUGGUGAAAAACAAAGAAUUGGUAUGGCACGUCUCUUUUAUCAUCAUCCCAAAUUUGCAGUCUUAGAUGAAUGUACUAGUGCUGUAUCUACCGAUGUUGAAGGCUUAAUGUAUUCUCAUGCAAAAGAUAUUGGUAUUACACUUUUAACCAUCUCCCAUCGACCUGCAUUAUUCAAGUAUCAUCGAUUCUUAUUACGUCUUACGGGUAAUAAUGGAAAAUGGGAAUGGGAAACAAUUGGUACUCGUGAACAACUACAAUCCGUUGAAAAAGAGCUUUGUAGUCUACAAGCAAAAUUACAAGAAGUAAAUACCCUGAAAGCUCGUUUGGCUACUAUUGAUCAAGAACUUUCUUUAAAAUUAUAAUUACGAUUAUUUAUUAAAUAAAUUGACCCAUAGGCACUUGGCUUGUAGAAUUGCUUAAUUGUACGAAAUACUUGACAAGUUUUGAUUUUAACAAAUGUGCAUUUUUUUUUUUUUUUU
This is a messenger RNA of Cokeromyces recurvatus, 2340 nucleotides long. RefSeq names its product ABC transporter transmembrane region 2-domain-containing protein. Bases 82 to 2223 code for a protein of 713 amino acids. Lineage: Eukaryota; Fungi; Mucoromycota; Mucoromycetes; Mucorales; Mucoraceae. Gene Ontology annotation, cellular component: peroxisomal membrane. The transcript has 8 exons. The record is from RefSeq and is a predicted model, not a curated record. Gene Ontology annotation, molecular function: ATP binding; ATP hydrolysis activity; long-chain fatty acid transmembrane transporter activity. Gene Ontology annotation, biological process: fatty acid beta-oxidation; peroxisome organization; very long-chain fatty acid catabolic process.